Messenger RNA from Rhopalosiphum maidis (corn leaf aphid), 846 nucleotides. RefSeq lists its product as uncharacterized. Gene Ontology annotation, molecular function: structural constituent of ribosome. NCBI's taxonomy places the organism in Eukaryota, Metazoa, Arthropoda, Insecta, Hemiptera, Aphididae. The record is from RefSeq and is a predicted model, not a curated record. The transcript has 4 exons. The coding region runs from base 189 to 737 and encodes 182 amino acids. Gene Ontology annotation, biological process: translation. Gene Ontology annotation, cellular component: mitochondrion; large ribosomal subunit.
GCUUUCUCAGUAUGUUAACUUAUAAUUUUUAAACUUCAGUACUUACUAUUUAACUUAUGAUUUACUAUUCUUACCAUAAAUUAUAAUUUCUAUUCGGUGUCCAUCGACUAUCAGUGACCACUGACCAGUUAUCUGUUUUCUAUAGUGUUAAAUUAUUCAAUAGCAAUAACCAACACAAUUUUAUAAAGAUGUCCAGUCUAGUUAAACAUUCUAUAAAUAAUUUAAACAAAUGGUAUUCAAUGACUAUGGUUGUACGAGGUUUAAAAUCCUGGACUGGUGGUAAAAAAUACCUUGGAUUCACUUAUUACCCUAGAGAAGGUGAAGUUGACCCUCCAUAUACACCAACAAAAUUAUUCAUGGUUCAAAGAGUUAAACGAUAUUUAUAUAAUCCGUAUUGGCAAAAAAAAAUAUUGACUGAUAUGGGCUUAGAUCAUAAAAUUAGUGAUAUAGCUAUUGUAAAAAAUACACCUGAGAUGAAUGCACGAUUGUGGAAAGUUAAACAUUUAAUAAAAAUAACACCAAUACAAACACCUGAUGGAUUACCAGAAAAAGAAGAUUAUUGGGGUACACAUUUAGAUAGUGAUGGUGUGUUUAGGAUUUCAAAAAAGUUUUUGCCCGAUACUAAGCGAUUAGAAGCUACCAAAGACUUUGAAAAAUUGGCCGAACGAGUAGAUAAAGAUACAGUUGAAAAAAAUUGUCGUAAUAAGUGGUUGAAUCCAUGGUCCACGAUCGUAUAAUUUGACAUUAUUAUUUCUUGUAGUACUAUAAAAUACCUGAAUAUAAUGUGUUUUCAAUUAUUUUUUAUAUUAAUUUAGUUCAAUGUAAAAGCAUAAAAUUAUGUUUAUA